Molecule: messenger RNA, 1274 nt
Organism: Salvia miltiorrhiza (redroot sage)
Lineage: Eukaryota; Viridiplantae; Streptophyta; Magnoliopsida; Lamiales; Lamiaceae
Product: protein BRI1-5 ENHANCED 1-like
Exons: 5
Coding region: 166-1152 (328 amino acids)
Molecular function (GO): oxidoreductase activity, acting on the CH-OH group of donors, NAD or NADP as acceptor
Source: RefSeq, a predicted model, not a curated record
AGGAUCCCACCAAAUUAUCCUUGAGUCCCACCAAGCUCAAUUAUGCACACAAAUUUACACUUAUUUGUACCCACACACAUACUCGAUAAGGAAUUCAACAGAUAUUUGGAUACGAUAUAAUAUAUUGGACUAAAAUUUGUCAAAUUAAGAAAUCAGAAUCAAGAAAUGGAGAAGAGUGUGCAGGUGUGUGUAACUGGAGGUGCUGGUUAUAUUGCCUCUUUUCUCAUCAAGCAUCUUUUAGAGAGAGGCUACACUGUUCAUGCAACUCUUCGAAGUUUGAGCCAUGCUUCAAAAGUGGGAUUAUUGAAAGGGCUUGAUCAUGCAGAAACAAGAUUGAAACUGUUUGAAGGUGAUAUAUAUAAUCCUACUGAAUUUGCAGCUGCUAUUCAUGGCUGUGAGUUUGUGUUUCACGUAGCUACGCCAUUGCAGCACGACGGCGGCCAGUACAAGAGUACUAGUGAGGCAGCAGUGGCUGCGGUGAAGAUCAUAGCUGAAAGUUGCCUCAAAUCCAAGACGGUGAAGAAGCUCAUCUACACCGCCUCCGUGGUGGCGGCGUCGCCCUCAAAAAGCGACGCCUCCGGCUACGAAGAUACCAUGGACGAGUCUUGUUGGACCCCUCUCGAUCUCUCCUAUGAAAUGUUCUCCGACUAUAUAAACUCGAAGACAUUAGCAGAGAAAGAGAUCCUGAGCUAUAACGGUCUUGGGAUAGAAGUGGUGAGCCUCGCCUGUGGGCUCGUCGGAGGUGAAACGAUCCAAUCUUUCCUCUCCGUCAGCAUGUCAACCUUAAUCUCACAGGCAUUGAGUGAUGGAACAUUUUACAAAGGUUUGAGAGCAUUGGAAGAUUUGGAUUCGAAGGUUCCAAUUGCACACAUACAGGAUGUAAUCGAUGCACAUAUUUUUGCAAUGGAGAAUUCAGACAUGAAUGGAAGAUUUCUUGUUGCUAGUGAUUUCUUGAAAUCAGUUGAGAUUGCAUCUCUCAUUAUGAAACAUUAUCCAGACAUAACCAUUCUCCCAGGGUUUAUUGAAGACACCAAGAGAGAAACAAAGUGGAGUUCAAAAAAGCUGGAGGAAUUGGGAUUUCACUACAAAUUUGAUGCCGAUAAGAUUAUAUAUGAUAGCAUUGCUUGUGCCAAGAGAUUGGGUGCAAUAUAAUUUGAAUGCAUGUAAUAUGAAUCAACUUCUAGUAGUUAUUUAUUCAUCGAACAUUUUGGACUUUGAAUAUAUGUAAUCAAAUUCGAACAUCCAUGCUAUGGUGAAAUCAUCCUUUGAUUUAA